AACCGACAGGGCGCAGACUUCAGUUUGUAAACUUACUAGUUCACGCCUAAAGAAAUAUAAAAAGCUCACACCCGUUCAGCCAUGGAGCAGAAAUAUGAGGAGCAGAUGAAACGAUUACGGCAGGAGAUCGAAACGUAUGAGGCUGAGAGGGACGAGUGCCUGCGAUCCGUUUCCAUGCAGCAUGGAGAAACCCUGCAGCUCAUCCUGAAGAGCAUCAUGAACACAAAGGAUCUGGGAGAGGAGGCACCUAAUAAAGACGUUUUAAAGCUGAUGAGGGAGAUCGGUGAUACCGAGAAGGACCUGAGGAGACGGGCAGAGAUCAGUGGGAUAGCUCUUACUGAGUGCUUCGUCAGGACCCUGGAGAAAAGCCAAUCAAAAACCAUCCAGCAGUUCAGACUUGCCGGUCACUGCUGCUUCCUUUCAUUCCACGUUGAGUUUGCACUGACCGAGAUCCAGGAUGGUGAGAACUUCCUGAGGAGAGUUACAGACCUCAACAUCAUCGCUGAUGGUCCUGAGUUUAAAGACUUGUGUGCGUUUGUGUCCGGUGUGGAGGAAACAAAGAGCCUAACAUUGUUCUUCCAGACCCUGAGGACAUUCGCAGAGAAAUGUGAACAAAGAAGUCGCACGUUCAGGUUUUUUAAGGAGAAAUAUCCAGACGUGAUCCGCCUUCCAGAAGGCUGCAGAUCUGAGGUCAUGCUCAUCCAGACUCCUCAACUUCCUGGAUGCAGCAUGAGCGUUUUCUGGAACGUUACUGUAAGUAAAGACGGUGUGGUGAAACCGAAGCUUGAUCUACUGAUGAAAAUGCCUGAGCAAGCCCAGAAACUGGACCCGGAAAGCGUGACGGAGAGCGCCCCCGAGAGCUUCCGGAGCCUCCUGAACGUGCUGGGAGUCGAAUCUACGAUCGAAAGCCUCGUACGAUCCGUACGUUUCUGAUCGACCCCGGAACCCACCGGCCUGACAGAAGAUCAGCGGCACAUUUUCAUUUUCUCAUGAUUUUAUUCAGUAUAAACUGCACCGCAUCAACAAAACCACCAGCUGUUAGGAAACGCACCGACGCAUCAGCGGUCUGUACACGUUUCAUCAUCGCGUACACGCGUGCACACACAGUGCGUGUUAACAAACGGCAUUAAAAUCGCUAGAAAAAUAAAUAAUUUAAAUACAAAACUUGACAGCAAAAAUCCACGUCGAGGGUUUGAGUCCGUGCUUCAUCUGCAUUUCUUCUGAGGAUGUUCCUUAUAGUGAGGAUGUUCCACGUCAAGCUUUCUGCACGUCCGCUGUUUCUGAGCUUCGGCUAACGUCAAUUCAGACAGUUUGGCCAAAUUUGACUUCAAUUUUAAAUAAACUAGAUGGAUUAAACAGAUCUGAAGUUGCUUCCUAAGGUCCAAGCUAUAGAGGUGACGUAAACGCAGCUCGUAUUAAACGCAGCUCGUAUUAAACGCCGUUUAACGUUACGUAGCUGAAGCAGCAGACCAGCCUGGAUUUAGAGCUGGAGUUUUUCCUUCAAAGUGAUUAGCGUGAUUUGGAGGUGCAGCGAGCAUCACGUGGAAUCAACUUCAGUACAAAACCGGAGCGGUAAACUUCAGACACUAAACAAUUCUUCGUUGAUAGACUUGGGGGUAUGGUUCGGGUCGUUCAGUUUUUUGGCUGAACUGCUCAUGUGAAGGUUUGGCACGAAUGAGUUCUCCUGCAGCAGAGUAACACCGACACGGAGUUAAUCCUGCUAUCCCACCACCACACCACCGAGGUCCUGGGUUCGAAUCUCGGCGGUGCUAUCGGCCGGUCGGGUGUCGAGACAGACAUGAUUGGCAUUGUUGGGGGGGGGGGUCGGUGGCAUCAAGAAGGGCAGUCACUGUGGCGACACCUAAAUGCUAAAGCUUCAUCAAAAGGUGUUUAAUCGAAUCAUUUAUCCUGGUCAGGGUCACAGUGGGAUCAGAGAAAACACUGAGUGCAAUAAUCUAGACUGGCAGCGAUACCAAGUAACACCCUGGACGUUGUUCCAGUCCAUCUCGUGGCUUUGCCCAAUCGCCACCAACCCGGGUUCAAAUGUCUAGCAUAACGGACCGCUGCAGUACGUACUUAAUGAAGUCAGAUUCUACCUCCUUACGAUUCUGUUCACCCUGUAAAUGUGUUAUGGAGUAGUAGUCGCAAUAAACCAAGGAUCAAUUUUUU
Trichomycterus rosablanca is the source of this 2169-nucleotide messenger RNA. RefSeq names its product centromere protein P (gene cenpp). The record is from RefSeq and is a predicted model, not a curated record. The transcript is spliced from 9 exons. Gene Ontology annotation, cellular component: nucleus; chromosome, centromeric region. Gene Ontology annotation, biological process: CENP-A containing chromatin assembly. NCBI's taxonomy places the organism in Eukaryota, Metazoa, Chordata, Actinopteri, Siluriformes, Trichomycteridae. The coding region runs from base 82 to 933 and encodes 283 amino acids.